UGCCCAUUCCACUUUUCCCCAAACCCCAAUGCAUAUAAAUCCCCACCUUCCUCUCCAUUCCUCUCUUCAUACAAUUCCUCCUAGCCCAACAUACAAUUAUACACAAUGCCACUCUUUUUACACACUUCACUACUUCUAUCUUUCAUCAUGGUGGUGCUACAUCUAUCACCACCUUCCACCGCCGCCUCCGCCAACCACUCCGCGGCGGCGGCUAGCCCGAAGCUAUCGUUCCCGCCCAUGCAACACUUUGAUGUCAAACAAAGCAUUAGGGACACAAAGCUCAUGCAUGUAAACAAAAACAAAACCAAACAUCAUGCACGUGAAGAAGUCUAUGAAUAUACUGCAGCAAAAGAGACUAAUGUUGAUCGUUUUCAUGGAAAAUGGAAGCUGAGUUUACUUCAUAGAGACAAGAUUUCGACGAAAUAUUAUCCGGGUCAUAAACUUCGUUUCGAAGCGCGGAUGAAACGUGACAUGUUACGUGUUAAAAGCCUAGUCCGGCGAGUCUCCGGCGUCGGAGCCACCGCGGAGGGCGGCGCCGGAGGGAAAUAUGAAAUGGAGGAGUUCGGGUCGGAUGUGGUGUCGGGUAUGGAUCAGGGUAGUGGGGAGUAUUUUGUUCGGAUCGGUGUGGGCAGUCCGGCGAAAAGUCAAUACAUGGUCAUUGACUCGGGGAGUGAUGUUGUGUGGGUCCAGUGUCAACCAUGUACCCAAUGUUACCAUCAGUCCGACCCGGUUUUCGACCCGGCGAAGUCCGCUUCGUUUUCGGGUGUUUCGUGCGGGUCAUCAGUUUGUGAUCGUUUGGAGAAUUCGGGUUGUCAUCGCGGGCGGUGCGGGUACCAAGUUUCGUAUGGUGAUGGGUCGUAUACGAAGGGAACGCUCGCACUCGAGACCCUUACUUUCGGGCGGGCCAUGAUCCGAAACGUGGCGAUCGGAUGCGGGCACAGGAACCGGGGCAUGUUUAUCGGAGCCGCGGGUCUUCUCGGGCUUGGCGGGGGAUCCAUGUCUCUCGUGGGUCAAUUAGGUGGACAAACGGGUGGGGCGUUUAGUUAUUGUCUUGUGAGUCGGGGCACCGGAUCGUCCGGGUCAUUGGUUUUCGGACGUGAAUCAUUACCCGUGGGUGCUGCAUGGGUAAAUUUGAUCCGAAAUCCGCGUGCCCCGAGUUUUUAUUAUAUCGGGCUUUCGGGUAUCGGGGUCGGAGGCAUGCAAGUACCCGUACCCGAAAGUAUUUUUGAGUUGGGGAACGGAGGUGUUGUUAUGGAUACCGGGACAGCCGUGACCCGGUUUCCGACAGCUGCUUACGUGGCAUUUCGUGAUGCUUUUAUAUCGCAAACUGCCAGCCUUCCAAGAGCACCCGGAGUGUCCAUAUUUGACACAUGUUAUAAUUUAAACGGGUUCGUAACGGUUCGGGUACCCACCGUAUCGUUUUAUUUCACGGGUGGUCCGAUCCUAACCCUCCCUGCAAGGAACUUUCUUAUUCCAGUUGAUGAAGUGGGAACCUUCUGUUUUGCAUUUGCUCCAUCUCCAUCCGGACUAUCCAUAAUAGGGAAUAUCCAGCAAGAGGGGAUCCAAAUAUCCAUUGAUGGAGCCAAUGGGUUUAUAGGGUUUGGUCCUAAUGUAUGUUAAGUGUAGUUUUCUAUAUAUAUAAUUUUGCCUAUGUUAAAGUUGUAGAAAAAGUGUGUAUAUAUAUAAUCAUCAUGAUUCUAAAAAUCGCCGAUUCAACCGAUCAAAUUUCUGCGGGUGUCCCCCCGAUUCCAUAUGUGUAAUAUUGUGCAAGUAGUAGUUGCAUGAAAUGGUCAAAUAGUAGUUGUAACUUGUAACUAAUAAGAUAAUGAAAUGUUCAUCUAUUUGUAGGUGUUAGUGUAUAUUCCUUUUUCUAAAGGAACAAGGGAAUGAUAUGAAUUUUAGCCCUUUUGAA
This is a messenger RNA of Daucus carota subsp. sativus, 1912 nucleotides long. RefSeq names its product protein ASPARTIC PROTEASE IN GUARD CELL 2. Bases 106 to 1620 code for a protein of 504 amino acids. Gene Ontology annotation, biological process: proteolysis. Gene Ontology annotation, molecular function: aspartic-type endopeptidase activity. The transcript has a single exon. The record is from RefSeq and is a predicted model, not a curated record. NCBI's taxonomy places the organism in Eukaryota, Viridiplantae, Streptophyta, Magnoliopsida, Apiales, Apiaceae.